CGCGGAAUGGGCCAACUCGUCGGCGGCACCUCACCGCUGCCUCCCAGCUUCCAAAGACCCUGUUUGAAACGAAUUCUUGGCGUGGAAUGGGUUUAGAAUUCCAGGAAGAAAACCCCCGUCCAUUGCAAAGGUGUCAUGACAGAUGUUAAACUUUUCCAGGUGACAUCAGACCAGAGGCAGCGUUAACACACUUUUAGGACUAUAGUCUAUAUACGUGAACUACCACUAUGCCAGGGAAAAAAACCCUCGAAAAGCUCUCUUCCUUGAUCGGUUCUGGUAGUGUGAAAGGGAUUCUUCCCAUUCCAGGGAAAAACACACCUGAGAUGUGGGAGACGCCAAUUCGAUUGAUGGUAGUCGAGACCCUGUUUGUUCGAGAUCAAGUGUCGAGCUCCCGCCGGUUGCUUGCAUCGAUUUUAGAGCCUGUUUGGUUUGGUUCAUAUUUUGGAACUAUAAAUUUUGGCAUCCAUUUGGUUGGAAUCCAAAAGGUAGCCCACCUUACUUGUCAAAAUUUUGGAAAGAAAAUUAUUGCCAAUAUUUUGGCCUGCCCUAGUUUUGGCAAGGUAAAUUUUGGAAUCAAACAAUGCGAAAUUUUGAUCGAACGGCUACUAAUCACACUCAAAUGCUAGUUCAAGCUUCUCCCGCCUGGAGGAGACGGAGGCCGAGAUGCCGCCGCCUUCGUUCGCCUCCAUGGACGCCUUCUACCUUCACCUGCUCCGCUCCUGCGCAGCGCUGCCGCACGUCGCCUCCGUGCACGCCCACAUCGCGCGCGCCCACCCCGCCGCCUCCCUCUUCCUCCGAAACUCCCUCCUCGCUGCCUACUGCCGCCUCGGGGGGCCCCUUCCCGCCGCCCGCCUGCUCGACGAAAUGCCCCGCCGCAACUCCGUCUCCUUCAACCUCCUCAUCGACGCCUACUCCCGCGCCGGCCACGCGGAUCACUCCCUGGAGACCUUCGCGCGCGCGCGGGCCGCGGGGGUCAAGGCCGACCGGUUCACGUACGCCGCCGCGCUCGCCGCGUGCUCACGGGCGGGCGACGUGAGGACUGGAAAGGUCGUGCACGCGCUGGCCAUUCUGGAAGGUCUCGCUAAUGGGGUGUUUUUGUCCAACUCGCUCAUCAGCAUGUACGCUAGGUGCGGCGAGAUGGACCACGCCAGGCGUGUGUUUGAUAUCGCCGAUGAGCAUGACGACGUCUCCUGGAACUCGAUGCUCUCCGGAUACGUCCGGGCUGGUGCGCAUGAGGAGAUGCUAAAGGUGUUCACUCUGAUUUGCCGCCACGGCAUGGGUUGGAAUUCAUUCGCGCUUGGGAGUCUCAUCAAGUGCUUUUCUUCUGGUGUUCAUAUUGCUGGGUACACUGCGGAAGCAAUCCAUGGAUGCGUGGUGAAGGCUGGGCUGGAUACUGACGUGUUUCUUGCAAGCGCAAUGGUCAACAUGUAUGCUAAGAAAGGCACCUUGAGCAAUGCUGUUGCUCUUUUCAAGUUGGUGCAAGACCCAAAUGUGAUUGUUUUCAAUGCAAUGAUUGCAGGAUUCUGUCGGGAUGAAGCUGGAGUUGGCAAGGAAGUCACGAGAGAAGCUAUGAAUCUGUAUUCAGAGCUGCUGAGCCGAGGGAUGCAACCUACUGAGUUCACAUUCUCAUGCGUUCUACGGGCAUGUAACUUGGCUGGUGAAUUUGAAUUUGGGAAACAAAUACAUGGCCAACUAAUCAAACACAGUCUCCAAGGCGAUGACUAUAUCGGCAGUGCGCUCAUUGACUUGUACUCCAACUCUGGUUGCAUGGAAGAUGGAUACAGGUGCCUCAGAUCUCCUUAUAGGCAAGACAUUGUCACCUGGACAUCAAUGAUUUCAGGGUUUGUUCAGAAUGAGCUUUUCGAGAAGGCACUGAGAUUGUUCCAAGAAUUCUUAUGUUAUGGAUUGAAACCUGAUCUUUUCACUAUAUCGAGCGUGAUGAAUGCAUGUGCGAGUUUGGCUGUUGCAAGAACCGGUGAGCAGAUCCAGUGCCUUGCCACGAAAUCAGGUUUUAACCGGUUCACUGUCAUGGGGAAUUCCUGCAUACAUAUGUAUGCUAGGUCAGGGGAUGUUGAUGCUGCAACUCUGAGGUUUCAGGAAAUGGAAUCACGUGAUGUCGUCUCUUGGUCUGCAUUAAUAUCAAGCCAUGCACAGCACGGCUGUGCAAGGGAUGCUUUGCAUGUUUUCAAUGAAAUGAUGGAUGCAAAGGUUAUUCCUAAUGAGAUUACUUUUCUUGGUGUCCUUACUGCAUGUAGUCAUGGAGGAUUGGUUGAUGAGGGACUCAGGUAUUAUGAUAUUAUGAAUAAGGAAUAUGGGCUGGCCCCAACCAUAAAGCAUUGCACUUGUGUUGUUGAUCUCCUUGGACGAGCUGGGAGGCUAGGUGACGCUGAGGCUUUUAUAAGGGAUUCAGUCUUCCAUGAUGAUCCUGUCGUUUGGCGGUCUCUGUUGGCCUCAUGUCGUAUUCAUGGAGACAUAGAGAGAGCUCAACUUGUUGCAUAUCGGAUAAUGGAGCUGGAACCCACGUCCUCAUCAUCAUAUGUUAUUCUUUACAACAUGUACCUGGAUGCUGGGGAGCUUUCCUUAGCUUCAAAAACUAGAGAUCUGAUGAAAGCGCGAGGUGUAAAGAAAGAACCCGGUCUUAGUUGGAUUGAACUGAAGUCUGGAGUUCACUCCUUUGUUGCUGGUGACAAGUCCCAUCCAGAGAGCGAUGCAAUAUAUACAAAACUUUCAGAGAUGCUUUCCAAGAUAGAAAAGCUGGCCAGCACUGGUAAUGCUAGCACAGAGUCAAAUGACAUCUCUAGCAGGGAGCAAAAUUUGGUGGGUUGCCACAGUGAGAAACUAGCUGUGGCAUUUGGAAUGAUUCAUUUGCCACAAUCAGCACCAAUUCGAGUAAUGAAGAACCUGAGAGUUUGCCGAGACUGCCACUCCACUAUGAAACUGAUAUCCGGGAGUGAGAAUAGAGAAAUAAUCUUGAGAGAUGCAAUUCGCUUCCAUCACUUCAGAGGCGGCGCUUGUUCUUGUGGUGAUUACUGGUGAUGACCUGUAGAAUAGCAUUUUUCUAGGUUUUGAGUCCAGGAAAGUAGAUGUGACACUUGCUGUACAUUACAAUUUACAAGUUGCCAUAGCAUGAAAGGGGAAAGACCUGUGCAGUGAUGAAAUAUUUCAUAAGAUAUCUUAACGUACAGCAGUUUAUGCAUUGUUCACCUGUGAAUACACGUACACAGGAGCCUUUAUCCUGUGUUAUAGGUGCGAUGAUGUAUUUGAUAUGUGCUUCAAUCUUGAGUUCUUCCCUGACCAUGUCUCAAUAGUCUGUGCUUAACUGAUGUAGCGAGUGAAGCCUUAAGGGUGAUGAUCAGUGUUAGCUUACUGGACAGUGCUAUGUAAAGGCG
Messenger RNA from Panicum hallii, 3389 nucleotides. RefSeq names its product pentatricopeptide repeat-containing protein At3g13880-like. Gene Ontology annotation, biological process: RNA modification. The record is from RefSeq and is a predicted model, not a curated record. Gene Ontology annotation, molecular function: zinc ion binding; protein binding; RNA binding. Lineage: Eukaryota; Viridiplantae; Streptophyta; Magnoliopsida; Poales; Poaceae. The coding region runs from base 664 to 3036 and encodes 790 amino acids. The transcript is spliced from 2 exons.